This is a messenger RNA of Trichobilharzia regenti, 486 nucleotides long. Lineage: Eukaryota; Metazoa; Platyhelminthes; Trematoda; Strigeidida; Schistosomatidae. The record is from the annotation of a GenBank genome assembly.
AUGAAUAAUACAAAUGCUAAACCAUUUAUUACCAAGAUUACGAAAAAUGUAAAUGAUGAUAUAAUUAAUGAUAACGAUUAUAAUACUGGCGAUAACAAUGAACUCACAUCAUAUGAUGAAAUAAGAAGAAUUUUUCAAGAAGAUCCAAUACAUGAUAAACAACCCACCAAAACUACAUCAUCACCUAUGACAACAACUACAGUUAAACCAGAAAAAGAGGAGGAGGAGGAGGAGAAUGACUUAGGAUUGAAUGAAGCAGAUGAUGAAUCAUCACCUUGCAGUGGUGGAGAUGAUGACAGCCAAACAGAUUCAGGAAGACAGGAUUAUGAUACUGUUGGUGCAGAAGAGGAUUAUGACUACUAUCAAAUGAUUCCAUGGUUUAGAAGAGACCAGAAUCGUCGUCCUUCAAGAGGAUCUUAUCGCAAACCUAUGCGUGGUACAUGGUACUCAUCGGAUCAUUAUUUUCCAUUCUAUAUUCCACAUUAA